Messenger RNA from Caenorhabditis auriculariae, 4455 nucleotides. The record is from the annotation of a GenBank genome assembly. NCBI's taxonomy places the organism in Eukaryota, Metazoa, Nematoda, Chromadorea, Rhabditida, Rhabditidae.
AUGAGCGAAGCCGCGGAGGAAGCGGAAUCCGCGGUCGAUAAAGAGACUGAAGAGGAUCUUCCCAAUGAUGAGCCCAUGGAUCUGAGUCAACCUUCCAUAAAAACUGAGCCCGACCCGGAAACGGCCGUCGAAGUGAAGCCAUUGCUUCUGGAGGACGACGAAGCGAGCAACGACACGAUCAGAUCGCAGGAAACCCAGAGCUCUCAUGAAACUCUCUCCUCGGUUUUUCUCAUCAGAAUUAUUUUUGAAUAAUUUUUCUGGGUCAGACAAGUUCGAUCAACGGCGAGGAGGCUGAAAUCAAGAAAGAAGUUCUGGAAGAAGAUUUCGUCGAGGUCAAACAGGAUGGGAUCACUGAGGAAACAGCCAAGGAGAACGGUAUAUAAUUCUUGGAAAGGAAAUUUUUUUGAAUCAACAUUUUUUUCUUUUUUUAUAUUCUUUUGAAAAUAAUUCUAAAUGAGAAUAUGACCUGAAAAUGAGGUUUUAUAAGCUGUUUCUAAAGCUAUUUUUGAAAGUUUUUGAGGAGCUCUGCAAAAAGCCGCUCAAAUUUGAAUAAAAAUCGAUUCCUUCAGUAUGAAUCGCUCCUGUUUUUCUGAAAAACCUAUUAAAUUUCCACGAAAUAAUUUCUGAGCCCAAACAUGGAUUUUUUAAGUUUUCCGCACUUCAUUUGAGCCGAAGGUCUUUUCAGAGGUACUCAAGGUGGCGCCGCCAAGAAAGAAGCGCGCCCCAGUCCGGAAUUCGAUCAUUUGUCAAUUUCUCGAGGCGGUUGAAGACCCAGUACCGGUACCUACAUUGAAAGAAAAAAAAAGAAGCGUAGAAAAUAAUUUCCAGUGCAAGCAAAGAGCAAUUCUCGGCUUCAAAUUUUGUAUCCGGCAUAUUUUGCGCGAUCCCACGGCGCCUUACAUUCAGUGUGAACAUCAUCGGAAACCGAAAAGUAGGAUUUUUUUUGAAAAAAUAUCAAACGGAACAUUUUUUCAGACAAAAAAGACCUGGCUACGAGAUGUACGAAUGCGAUUCGAGUGAAUCCAGACGUCGACCAAGAAAAGUUCUGCAGCACUCAUUUGAUCAUGAAUGGAUUGAAGGUGAAAAUUGGGUAUCGAGAGUUUUGGAACAGAUUUUUUGAAAUAAUUAUUAUUUUCUGACAGAGAAGGGUUUUUUUUUAAUAUACGGUAGAUCUUGCAGGCGUUCAUUCAGAGGUAUUCUGAUCCAAAAUUAUAAAAAUAUUUUACAAUUUCGAUUUUAACCGGGGUAAGGCGCUGACAAAUGCUAGAAGAUUUCUUUUUUUCUUCAUGAAAAAAAAAUGCUCUACUGAAAAGAGAAAUGCUUUUUUAAUUUAAGAAGAAAUUUUUUUCAAGUUUUAUCGAAAAAUGCUCAUGAAAAAUCACCCAGUCUUUCCAUUUUCCAGGAAGCCAAAAGGAAAAACUCGGUGGUCGUUCCUGCUGACACUCAAUCUGAUUCACGAGUGCCUUCACCGAGUUCGAGCAACGAUUCUCAGCCGAGUUCUCGAGCGCCGUCACCCGUACCGAAGGAGCCUGAGUCGAUAGAGACUCAAGAGCCGAAGGAAACGAAAGAAUCGAAAGAGCUCAAAGAGCCCAAAGAACCGAAGAUCGUUGCUGCUCCUUCUGCGAGGGAGCUCGACCUCGAGGAGGACGCCCUGCCGCCCAUCACCAUUCCGCCGCUGACGCUCAAGCCAGUGACUCCGGUCGCAGAGGCUGUGCCGCCGAAGCCGCUCUCUUCCAGUACGUUCAUUACAGUUUAUAAUUAUUAUCGAUAUCUUAUUCUUAAUUCCUGCUUGAAGUCCGUUUUCAACCUACCUCUAAACGUUCAUGGUACGAACUCUUCUUGUCAUCAAAAAAGGUAUGAAACGGUCAGAACUUCAGCAAAGUUUCGAAUAAUUUCACUCUCAAAUUUUUGACGACGUAGAUGAAGAACAUCUGUCCAAUAAAUAUAAUCGAUUAUGUCUGUUUUAUUUUUUGAAAACAAAAUCUUCACGCUAGUGGUUCCGACUGUUGGUUUUCGGAUCCUUAUUUUGAAAAAAAGAAUACCAAGACUAUGAGCUUCAGCAAUAAACUUGAGUCUUUAAAAGAGUUUCAGCCAAGUUUGGCCGUUUUUGUUCAAAGUUAUGCAAAAGAAAUUCUAAAGAUAUCCAUUCCCAGAAGAAAUGGCUGCAACUCCUUUCCUACGGAAAGAGAUCAUGAGACGACUACAUCGUCUCCACCAAAGAAGACUACCGAUCAACCCGAAGACCAGAAUGCCGCUCAGCAUCCGGGAGAAACAGGCGAUUGUGAUGCGUGGCCUGCAGCACAUGAUCCGUCUGAGGCCGUCUGCCCUCGCCUCCAGACUUCGCAAAAAGUCCAAUGUGAAUAUCAAGAAGAACUUCUCGUGGACCUUAUUUCCUUCCAGGUCUGCGUCUCUCCACAAAUCCUGACUUAUUGGAGAAAAUACGUGGCCAGAAGGAUGAGGAUGAUCCAAAAUGCGCGGAUGCCCUUCAAACGGAUACUCACACAGCCCCUCUUGGCCCAGAAAAUCGCCAAGGCGGGCGUCGCCAGGAGUUUGGUCCAGAGACAUGUACUCUAUCAUCUGCGGAAUAAGGUGAGGUUCAAGGUAAGGCUCCAAGAAACUUUCUAAAAAGUUCAAUUGAAAAAAAAAAACAGAACCGAAAAAUAGCCUUCAAAAAGUCUUUUGAGCCUGUUUUCUCGAUUAAAAAAAUUUUUUUUUUUUGGGUUGCUUUUUCCAUGAAAUUAAUAGGAUUGAGAAUGUUAAAAUCAAUUUUAAAUUAAUAGAAAUUUGAAGCGGUUAUCUUAAAAAUUCUAGAGUUUUCAGCCACUGGCAUCUUUUGCACCGCCUCUGCCAUCUGGACCCAAAAAAGUCCCCACAGGAUUUCCAGCCACCGUAAUUCAAUGUACACUCUCAGAAAAUAGAAAACUUUCGAGGUUCAGAACGUGAUCAAACUGAAUCAGAAGCAGCAGCCGCGGAAAAUGGUCGGACAAUACAGAGCGAUUCCAGCUGUCGACGAGAUUUGUCUGACUAUGGAAGAUCUGGAUUAUGACAAAACCGACAUGUUUCCUUUCGGUUUGAAAGAAAUCGUUGGAUUUCGGAAGAGAAAUGUUCAUUUCAGGCCUCGAACCGUCUGAUGAUGAAGAUCCUUUCGAAGAUCCAGUUCUGCAGCCGUCCGUCUCGAUAGACGUCAAACAAGAGGAAAUCAAAAUGGAGGUGUUCAUGGCGAGAAGGCAACUGAGGAUGGAGAGGAAGUUUUUGGUCAAAGAGGUUUUCUUUCCCGUUUUGACGAAAAAAAGAUAACGAAGAUGCAUUAGGCACCCCUGAAUGCUCCUUUGAUGUUUGCCGCGAAGAAAUACCCGAUGUCAGUCGGAGCCGCUCUUGUCCAGAGAAAUUCCUUCGAGCCCCCCUUGCCGUUCAAGAGGCCUCCAUGUGGCCUCAGAAGAUGUUACUUUCUGGGCCCCAACAAUACGAGGUGAUUCGGAUUGAAAUCAUUCGACACUUCAAUAAGAAGAGAUAAACUUUGGCACAAAGUCGCAAUUUUUUUUUUGACAGAUUUUGCCUAGAAAAAUAGUUAUUUAAUUUUUUUUUCCUAUAUGAAAUGAUAAUGAAAAGAAUAAGUAAACUUAGAAAACUUUUAGUUGUCCUUAAGCAUUUCUUAUUAUUGGUUAUUGCCAUUUCAGAAUAGAAGUUUGUCAAUGCAACUUUCAGAAUUUGAAAAAAUGAUCUACGAAACCGUAAAACCAUUCUCAAAAAAAAAAAAAUUUUGAUAUUAGUAUCAGAUGCGUUUUUGCACCAAAAAUCUUGGUAUUUUUCUCUAGGUGUGACCGGACGUGUCUUCCCGAUGCGAAUCACUGCGUCGAGCACAUUCUCAUCAACGUCGAUCAGAAACUGUUCUCAUAUUGUAUGCAAUCAGGAUGUCGUCGGCCAGUGAACGCCAUCGACUAUAUUUUAUGGGAUGGAAAAUGCGAAAGGCACAGAAAGUCUCGAGAGGAGAAAUAUGGUAUCUAUCUAGAGCUGAUCAGCUUUUGAAAACGCUUUUCCAGGUGAGUUCCCGGUCUAUGACGACGACGCGAGCAAUAUGGACGUGAAGUUGGACGGCUACUGGGGUCGAGAUGGAGUGGAAGAAGACGACAGCGACGAGGACGAAGAAGAAGGAGACGAGCUUGGAGACGUCGAAGACAAUGAUGAAGACGAAGAGGACGAAGAGUUGAGCGAUGAAGCUGGUGGUAGCGAAGAAGAGAGAUCCGAAGGCAGCGACGUCGACGACGAGCAAGAGGUGGACUUGAGAAGAAGUCCGCAAUUUCAAAAUGUCAAAUUUAGGACGAAGAAGAUAUGGAAGGGCAUGAAGGAGACGAAGACCUUGAUGAAGAGGAAGAGGUCGAAGAAGAAGAUGAAGAGGAAGAAGAAGCUGAGAAAGUGGAGGACGAGGAUUCCGACAACGGCGACCCGCCAAUAUGA